CCUGAAAUUGCUGACCAGCCCACUCUGGUCACACCACUGUCUCCACCUUCCUGCCCCACUGUGGAUCACGUUAUGCUGUCAUUUUAUAAAGCCAAUGGACUACAGCGCUCAGUAGACACUUCUGGACUCAGACGGCAAGCCAACUACUCCUCUGACACCCAGAACAGAGAGAUUUGAGUCAGAAUGGUGGAACGCUACGACUGCUCAGAGUGUCAAGAGUCCUUGUAUGGACAGAAGUACCUGCUGAAGGAGAACCUUCCCUACUGCAUUAAAUGCUAUGAGAAACUUUUCUCCUCCAACUGUGAACUUUGCAAAAAGCUCAUUAGCUGCACGAGCAAGGAUUUGUCUUACAAGAAUCGCCACUGGCAUGGCGAGUGCUUCCUCUGCAUUAAGUGCAACCGGUCUCUGGUGGAUCGGCCCUUUGCCACCAAGGAUGAUCUGCCAAUGUGCACCGACUGCUACAGCAAUGAGUACUCUGCCAAGUGCCAUGCAUGUCUGAAGACCAUCAUGCCAGGCUCCAAAAAGAUGGAGCAUAAGGGCAAAAGUUGGCACGAUAACUGCUUCUCCUGCAACCGUUGCCAGCAGCCCAUCGGCACCAGGAGCUUCAUCCAGAAGGACGCCAACCACUACUGCCUGCCCUGCUAUGAGAAGCAGUUUGCUCUGAAGUGUGUCCACUGCAAACUGCCAAUCAUCAAUGGAGGGGUGAACUACCGCGACCAGCCCUGGCAUAAGGAGUGCUUCCUCUGCAUCGGAUGUAAGCAGCCACUGGCCGGCCAGCGGUUCACCUCUCGGGACGACUACGCCUACUGCCUCGCAUGUUUCUGCAACCUGUUUGCUAAGAAGUGUGCUUUCUGCACCACCCCGAUCAGCGGUCUUGGUGGCAGCAAGUACAUCUCGUUCGAGCACCGCCAGUGGCACAACGAGUGCUUCAACUGCAAAAAGUGCUGCGUUUCCCUGGUGGGUCGAGGUUUCCUGACCAGCGACGACGACAUCCUCUGCCCCGACUGCGGCAAAGACAUGUGAGCAAACUUCCUGAUGCCGGAGAGGAAUCUGGAGAGCAGAGCGGCCGCCUCCUAAUCUGUUUGGUUUAUGAGUUUCUCACACAUUAACUUGCUUCUACUGUGUUUUCUGCAUGCGCUGAUGAUUCUGUGUUUUCAAGGAAUAAGCUGAAACCUUCAUUCCACAGUUUCUGUUUCGCUUUCACGUGAAGAAUCCUUAUGAGCAGAUAAACUGUGCAUUUCGUUUUGCAAUGAAAGUGUAUGUGGCGUCAAGAUGAAUGUUUCUGAGCGAUGUUUCACAAGCAUUAAAGCAUGUGAAGAUGAUUUAAUGAAUGUCACUAUGACCUGAUUGUGACUACUAAUGCUAUUUGUUCUAAUUACAUCAUUUAUGUUUAAUAAAAUCUAAAUCUAAUAUACAAAAUAACGUUUUUUUUUUUGGCUUGACAGAUGUUUCAUUUACUUAAAAUACCAAUUUUAAUCAAAAUCUACCCACAUGAAUCACAUGAAGUACACUUUUCAAAGGUGACAGUUGCAGUUUAGACAGUUAGACCUCAUUGUUUAUUGAGUUAGCUUUAGGCUAGUUUGCUUCUUAUUUUAACUUUUACAGUAAAAUAAAUAAUUCAUAGUAAUUUUGUCAUUUUCUUAUCCAGGCUAUGAAAAAGUUGGGCUUCUUGGAAAUAAAACUUAUUUUUAAAUUCCACAAAACAGAAUUCUGGUAAAAUUGGAUUUAGCUAAUUCUGUUGUUCGAUUCAUAACUAGCUGGAGUCAGAGCCAUUUAGUUUCUUAUGUUUGUUUUCUAAUUCUGGUGAAUUAAAUUUUGAUUUUAUUUCUCCAGAAUUACACUUCAGUUGUAUUAUUGUCCAUGGCAGCAGUGGAGGAUUUUUUUAUGAGAGCAUGUGCUGAUAAUUCUGUGUUUCAUAUAAAUAAGCCUUUAUUCCACAAUGUUUUCUUAAAUGUUUUUUUCUGUUUAGAUGAAGAUUCACUUACAGCUUUCCAGCUUUUAUGUGAAGAAUCCUUAUAAGCAAAUAAACUGUGCACCUCAUUUUGGAAUGGAAGUGUAUGAGGCAUCAAAAUAAAUGUUUCUGUGAGAGAUUUUUGAGCAAAUAAAAGCAUGUAAAGUUGAUUUAAUGAAUGUCACUGCAACCUGAUUGCUACUACUGACGCUUACAUCAUUUGUGUUGAAUCAAAUCUAAAUCUAAUAUACAAAAUAAAGAUUUUAUUUGA
Molecule: messenger RNA, 2222 nt
Organism: Amphiprion ocellaris (clown anemonefish)
Lineage: Eukaryota; Metazoa; Chordata; Actinopteri; Pomacentridae
Product: four and a half LIM domains protein 2-like
Exons: 6
Coding region: 184-1023 (279 amino acids)
Cellular component (GO): Z disc; nucleus
Molecular function (GO): transcription coregulator activity
Source: RefSeq, a predicted model, not a curated record